Penicillium atrosanguineum is the source of this 1986-nucleotide messenger RNA. RefSeq lists its product as uncharacterized. The transcript has 4 exons. Bases 1 to 1986 code for a protein of 661 amino acids. Gene Ontology annotation, cellular component: nucleus; transcription repressor complex. Gene Ontology annotation, molecular function: protein binding. NCBI's taxonomy places the organism in Eukaryota, Fungi, Ascomycota, Eurotiomycetes, Eurotiales, Aspergillaceae. The record is from RefSeq and is a predicted model, not a curated record. Gene Ontology annotation, biological process: negative regulation of transcription by RNA polymerase II.
AUGGAGAAUCACCGUCGCGAUGAUUCGCCUUCCGGUCUGUCCGAUUACGCUGAGGGUGAUGGCUUGUUAGGCACAGGCAUCACGACCCGCCAUCUAGAGGCAUUCGGUCGAACAGUUACAUCAACGGCUGGACACUUAAUGGGACCGCCCGACCAGAACCAGCCGGCCCAUUAUCAGAAUGCCAUGACCGACAUCCACCGCGAACUGCGCCGGCCGAAGGCGCAGCGCAAUGUGUUCUCCAUUACCCAGACGACCCCGACCGAUCUGAUGCGAUCCAAAUUGUCGACCACUGAGAUCAGGUCUCGUGCCAUUUCCUCUCUCCCCGACGACCUCCUCGCCGACCUUCCCGAAGACAACAGCUCCUACUCCCUAUUCCAAGGCUUCCAGGCCUCCAUACCCGAAGAAGAACGUGGCCAUAAAAAGCACCGGAGGCGGUCAUCCAAGGGCGGAAAACAUCUCAAGGAUAGUGAGAAAGCCGGACUUUUGACAGUUGGACCGGCUGGGCUCAAGGAGGAGCGAAAAACGCUCAGUAAGAAGCUGGAUCUGAUGGGCGUUCGCAAGAACAUGUGCAGCGCCGAGAUCCACGAGAUCGAUAACAAGAUCGCAAACUUGCACAAAAUGCGCCAAAUCGUCCUUGAUCGACUAGCGGGCUUGGAGAUGGACGAAGCUGCAUUAGAGCAUGAUCUGACGGAACUUGACAACAAGCUUGAAGACCUACAGCCAGAAGAGACACCCGACACAUCUGCCACCAUCGAAACACCAAAGUCUUCUGAAGCCCCGGAGGAUACAAUCGAUUCUUCCGGUGAUCCUGCUAUGGAUGCAUCGUUUAUGUCGGAGUCGAUAUACGAGAAGUUACCAAACCCGUCACCAAAGAGCUUAAGACAUAGAUCUAUACGGAAACGUUCGAUGCCAAUUCUACACGAGCAUUUCGCUCCAGGGUCGUUGAUUAAGGAAAUCGAAGCGCAUACCGAUAUGAUCACUGCGAUUGACUUCGACUUCCCCUUCGGCACUAUGAUCAGUGCUGCGCUGGACGACACAGUGCGAGUAUGGGACAUGAACGUUGGCCGAUGCUCGGGAUUGCUCGAGGGACACCAUGCCUCAGUCCGGUGCUUGCAGGUGGAAGAUAACAUCGUGGCGUCAGGCUCUAUGGAUGCUUCUGUAAGACUGUGGGAUUUGAGUCGCGCUCGGCCCACGACUCGCGAUGGCCGCUUGAACAAGCACGAGCGUCAUGAACAGGAGGAUACAUUGGAGCAUGCUUCACCUGUGCCUCCCUCGUCUAACCUGGAAGACUGCCAUGUGUUCACCCUGGAUGCACACGUUGACGAAGUCACUGCCCUCCACUUCAAGGGCAACACACUCAUCUCAGGCUCCGCAGACAAGACACUGCGACAAUGGGAUUUGGUCAAGGGACGAUGCGUUCAGACACUCGAUAUUUUAUGGGCCGCUACCCAAGCCUCGUCUACAACCACCACCGAUGGGACCUGGCGCCCGUCGGGCCGUCUCCCCGACGCGUCCGCCGACUUCGUUGGAGCAGUUCAAUGCUUCGACGCUGCCCUGGCCUGUGGAACAGCUGACGGUAUGGUCCGCCUAUGGGAUCUUCGCAGUGGCCAGGUUCACCGCAGUCUCGUGGGCCACACUGGCCCUGUCACUUGCCUGCAGUUCGACGAUAUGCACCUCGUAACCGGCAGUCUCGACCGCAGUAUUCGGAUUUGGGACUUGCGUAUGGGCUCCAUCUAUGAUGCCUACGCCUACGACAAGCCUAUUACCAGUAUGAUGUUCGAUUCCAAGCGCAUCGUAGCUGCUGCAGGCGAGAACGUGGUUAAGGUCUACGACAAGGCCGAUGCCCACCACUGGGACUGCGGUCCCGGCGUUGGAAUCGAUGACAACGAGGGUCCAGCCCCUGCAAUUGUGGAACGCGUUCGCCUCAAGGACGGAUAUCUGGUGGAAGGCCGCAAGGACGGCACGCUGGCCGCCUGGACGUGUUAA